Molecule: messenger RNA, 9762 nt
Organism: Lymnaea stagnalis (great pond snail)
Lineage: Eukaryota; Metazoa; Mollusca; Gastropoda; Lymnaeidae
Source: the annotation of a GenBank genome assembly
ACAGACCACGAGUAGAAGGCAACGAAGCUUGUUUAUUUGAGGCACCGAAUAUUUGUGUCGCAUUGCUUGAGAUCAAAACAUGAGCGGCUACUAGUUUCAUGACCAACGGCUACCAAAAAGUGGUAUACCCUAAAAGUCAUACUGCUAAUAAACCCCAAAAAUGAAGUGUGAUACGUCUGAAUAUUGGUCACGUAUCGUUCGAUCGUUUACGGUUCUUUUGCUUACCUGUGACAUCUACACUUUCAAUGGUAGGAAAAUUAAAAUUAAUUAACAGUGUCAGUACAGUUGAAACUUGAAAUUAUUGGUCUUGGUUGGCUUAGAAAUUUCUCUUCAAAGUUCUUAAACUUUCAAUACUUAAUACAAUAUAACUAUUAUACUAUAAUUUAAAAUUAAAAGUAGCAUUGCGUGAUAUUUGUUAUAUAUAUAAACUAUAAACAGACCUGUUUACCCGCAAACUCUUAAAAUCGUACAAUAUCACAAAAUCAUUCAAUACAUUAUAUUUAUAGUAAAAAAUAAGCAUACAUAUAUACAAUCUAUACACCUCAAAAUCGUACAUUGUUCGCCAAAAUCGUAAGAGUAAACAGGUCUGUAUAAAUAACAAUUAACAUGUUAUAAAAAUAAUAGUAACCAGUAAACUGUAAACUGUUUGGCUAAGCCUAAUCCUAGGCCUAGUUACGAUUGCCGCAACUUAUUUUCCAGGGAGUGACUUCCCUUUGUUUAUUUUUACUAAAUUAUUUUAGGGAUCGAUUUAGGGUUCAGGUUAGGCAUAGUGAUCGAUUUAGGGUUUCAGGUUAGGCAUAGGUAGAUACUUCCAUGAAACAAGGGAGACUACUACUUUUUGUGUAUUGGAAAUGGGCGUCGGCGCCGAAAAAUCUGAGUUUUUAAUUUUCCGAUGUGUGUGUCUAUUUAUUAUUAAAUUAGUUCUUUCGACAUAUAUUUGAGUUCCGUUUCCGGCCUUAUAAUUUGGAAGACAUCUUGGCCUACAUUUCUAGCCAGCUAUUUUGCUUUUUUCAAUCGAUCUUUAUUUUUAAAAUCGUUGGUAUGUAUAAGGCAUCUUCGCAUACAAAAUUUUUUGUGAAAUAAUAAGAUAAGGCCCUUUUUGAUAAAAUCUGUAUAAGCAUUAGAUAUUGAUCUAUAUCUGUGCCAAGUUUCAUUGAUGUAGGUCGUGUCCCACGUUCUUUACGCUUCUCCCAGUGACCCAUAUCACCAUAAGGUGUCUCAGCCUAAUUUCGACAUGGCGUAGGCCACGCCACCUUUUUAAUGGCGGAAGUUGCAGAUACUUAGGAAAUAUUUAAUUAUUACCACUAUAUACAUAUUUUAUAUUUUAUAAAUAUUUUAUAUUUUGUGUUUCAGAAUGCAUUUUGAAGACAUUUAAACUGGAAUGUUUUAGUUUGAGCUUUAAAAACCUUGUAGAGUCCAUAAUAUAAAUGAUCAGAAUUUUCCCUGUGCAACACGUUGUCAUUGGCAACCAUUCACAACCACUUGCAUAACGGUUAUAUCGUAGUACUAUCUCAGAGUUUGAUUCAUAAGAGUUUGCAGUGUGCAUAAACUAUUAAACCAUUGGUCAGGGAAAGCUUUUAUUAAUUAUUCAUGUGCCAAAGUUGAAAGUUUAAAAUAAGUCGACCCUAAACAGUAUUUUAGUGAUAAGGAAUGCAUUGCCUUAUAUAAACUAUAUAGUUAUUGCACAUGACAUGAUCAGCGGAAUGAGGUCACAGAAUGUGGAGAUUCAGUCCAUGUUAAAAAAGGACAAACCAAGUCGUACUUUAAAAAUUCAUAACUUUAAAACUACAACAGCUAAAAAUAUGAUUUUGGUGUUAUAAUUCUGUAAAAAAAUUAGCCCUAUUCAACUAUGCCAUUGGUUUAUUUUGACAAAAUGUUUAAAUAUUUGACCAAAGUAUCUAGGCAUAGGGAUAGAUUUAGCGUUCAGGUUAGGCAUAGGGAUAGAUGACUUGAUGUGUCGUGUUAACCAAAAUGGUGGCCAUUGAGAAAAUAGUGGCAAUCGUAGUCAAAAUUUACCAAAUGUUUGUAUUUAUUUUACAUUUAUAUGUCCCUCAAAAUAAAAAUUCAUGAGUUUUAAUUAUGCUCUUAAGAUAAGACAAUGUGUUUUUUUCCGUAUACUCACUUUUAACAAAUUAAUAAAUGCAGUGGUGGAAGGAGUUAAUCCGGAAGUUGAACAGCAUUUAGAGAUGGGGAAAAAGCUGUUGGCGGCGGGACAGUUAGCAGAUGCACUUUCACAUUACCAUGCUGCAGUUGGUAAGAAGUUUGAAUUAUAUCAUUUUAGACACUAAUGCUCAGUUCACACAAUCGAAUUUUCUUCUGGAAACGCACUAUUUUGUAUAAACAAAUGUUUGUUGCUAGGAUAAUAUUUAAUUAUUUUAUAUAAAAUUUAAAUCCGCUUCUUUAAUGUUUUGUUUAGAGGGUGAUCCAGACAACUAUCUCACAUAUUUCAAGAGAGCAACUGUUUUCUUGGCUUUGGGAAAAUCACGAUCAGCACUACCUGACCUUAAUAAAGUAGUGCAGCUUAAGCCAGACUUUACUGCUGUAGGUUUUACAUUUUAAAUCACCUUUUUAGUUCUAUUUAUUAAUCUGCUGAAAAUAAUCAUUGGCUUUAAUAUCAUAUAAUAAACUUUUUAUUAAACAUUUACAUUAGCCUACCCAAUGUUAUUUAUGCUCUUUGAAAUGUCAAUUCUUUUCUUAAUAAAAAAAAUAUCUUUGUUUCACAAAUAAAAGGCCCGUAUGCAGAGAGGAAAUGUUUUACUGAAACAAGGCAAAUUAGAUGAGGCAUUGGAGGAUUUCCGGGAAAUUGUAAGUUUUAUAACAUAAAUAAAUUUUAUAAUUUCUUGUAUUUGUAGUUUUUCACAAAUAUUUUAUUUUGAGCUGUUUCAGAAUGUUAUAGAUAAUAGCUGUUUCUUCAAGAAUGAAUGGCCAUUUUUUAAAAUUGAGGUGCACAUAUCACCUAGUCAUUAUGUUAACUGCCACAAUCUUGCUCAACUUUGUCUCUAAUUGAUUUUGACUAUUGAUUGUCUCAUGAUGUUAUUUCCUUGCUGGUAUUAAUAGAUGUGAUGGUGAUGCUGAGAUUGGCUCACACCUAGACUCCAACAAUAAUACUUGGGAUUAGUGCACUGUGAUUAAAUGGAAGGUGUUGCCUGAUGUAACAGAUGUGCCGAAAAACAAUUUCAUCUUGUUAUAAAUAAAGUUGUCACUCAUCUGUCAACAGCUGAUCUAUUCCUUUUUCCCUUUAUUAAUUUUAGUAAUCUGUCACAGAUGUUAUUUUUUUAAUUCAGGUUGAAAGAGAACCCAAUAAUCAAGAUGCUUUAGAAAAGCUGAAUAUGAUUGAACCUCUGAAAGAAACUAUUGCACAUGCCAAGUUAUAUUUUGAACAGAAGUCUUAUCAAGAUGCAAUUAUUUUGCUGGAGCGGCCUAUUGAGGUAAAUAUCAGUCGGGCUUCAAACAAACAUGCUUGAACUAAUUGAAUCCAUAUUGUCUGGCUGUUGUAAAGCAUUAAAAUAUCAUAUUAAAUGUUAUUAAGUUAAAACUAUGUUUUGAUUGUGUGGAUGGCAUGUGUUAAUUUAAUUAACUGAUUGAUUUGUCUGACUGAGUAAAAUACUCAAAAUUUUCAGCUUUGCCCUUGGGACACAGAUUUGCGUGAAAUGAGGGCUGAUGCUUACGUUGCUCAAGGUGAAUAUUUCAAGGCUAUCAGUGACAUUCGUCCUACAGCCAAGCUAACACCUGACAAUACAAGAGCUUAUUUCCGAAUGAGUUUGUUACAUUAUAAGAUGGGAGAAGAGGAAGAAAGUUUGACGUAAGUACUCUAUAAAAUUACUCCCAAAAUUCAGUUUCUAUUAGAUUUGAUAUUCUAUUAAAAAGUAAUUUUUAUUUAUCUAAUUCCAAGCUUCUAAGUGUUAUAGAAGGGGUCCCAGUGUCUGUAAUCAGAGGAAGGAAAUCUUGCUAAAAAAUUGAGGUGGGUUUUUUUUUUUUUUUGUUUGCUCUGCAGGCAGAUUCGUGAGUGCCUUAAGUUGGAUCCUGACCACAAAGAUUGCUUUGAGCACUACAAGAAAGUGAAGAAACUUGUGAAACAGCUGCAAGAUGCAGAAGCGCUUAAAAACAAUCAGAAGUAUGAAGAAUGUGUUGGUAAAGCUAGAAAUAUAUUGAAGACGGAGUCAGAAGUUGUUCCAUUCACUCAGAGGGCGAAGUCUUACAUCUGUCACUGUCAGGCGCAGGUUUGUGCUUUAGGUUCUUUUCAUUUUUCUUUGUCUCCAACACUAAGAGAUACCAAAAUAUUUCUUUGUGUUUCUUCCAUAAAUGUAAUUUAUCCAUUUAAUAUAAAAAUCAAUUACUUCCUUUGAUAAUCAAAGUUUUUUUGUUUUUUUUUUUAUUAAUUAUUUUAUCUGGUAAUUAUUUCCACAAAACAAAGUUUUUAUUCAUUUUUAUCUGGUAUUUAGUCAGGUGAUGUAAAUGAGGCCUUGAAGUCAUGCAGUGAAGUCCUUCAACUUGACCCAGAUAAUAUUGAUGCUAUGGUAGACAAAGCAGAAGCACAUAUUGCCAAUGAGGACUAUGAAGCAGGUAAAUAUUUUAUGAACUUCUGAUUUAACGUAUCUGUAACCCCGUUAUUAAGAUAAUUGGAAGCUGCAUUUUCUAAUGAACUUUUCUUUUUUCAAAAUGUCUGAAGUAGAAAUUUCAGCUUUUAUUUUGUCAUUAAAAUAGCUUUUAUAUUUUGCCCUAUUUAUUGACAUCGUCAUCAUCCUAAUCCAUUUUAAUGUUAACAGAGGCAGCUGUUGGUGUUUUGUUGGGGCUUUUUUUGGUAGUUGAGGUGUCAGUUUAGUUGUACUUUGGUGGCAUUUUAUGUCAUCUUUGAGAAUUUCCCCAGGCAUUUGUGUAAACCCAAAGUUUUGUGUUGAACCCAUAUCACAUCCAUUUAGCUAUACUUAUUCUCUGAUAGAUUUGACUGUGAUGUGGACGUGUUUUCAUGCUCUCUAUUUAACUUGAGUAUCUGCUUUGAUUGAUUGAUUGGAUAUUUAUAUAAUGCUGGUAUCCUUGCCACUUUAGCAUGUUUCUUAACCCUUUACGGGGCAGAGCGGCCGAAAACGUCUUCACCACUUAAAGGGCAAAAGCGUCCGUGACGACUUAGUGUUGUUUUCUCGUGACCUCCGAGGCUUUGCGAGACUUCCUAUUGUUUACAUCCGGUUUUUCCAAUAGCUAAAUAGAGUAGGCGCCAGUUACUAGUAUUUAAUCGAUUUUUUUUUAGUUUUAGUAGUUAAAAAAAAAAAAAAAUUCGAAAUGGAUUUUGCAGAUUAUUCAAGUGAUAGCGGAGAUUUCGCUGGAUUCAAUUAAAGUGACAUUUAAGUGCACGAAUUGACUGUAAAUUGGAACUAGAUGUUUAUAUUAUUAGUAAUAUUAGUGAAAUCAGUGUACUAAGCAGUGUUGAACUUUACAAACUUCAAUUUUGUGGCAGUGUUUGUAAAUAGUAAAUAGAUGAUUCACAAUCACAAACAAUAUGUUGUUUUUGCAAAUAUUUGUGUUCAUAUAAGGAUUAAUGGCAACAUUUGAGUACAAUUAUAAAUCUGCAUUCAUUUUCCUUUAUUUUGCUUUUUAUUUCCCACAAAUUUGCUGACGAACACCUUAGAUUUGAUUUUUUUUGUAAUGUAACCAUUUAGAUCAUUUUUUGAUAUAAGCAGUUGGGUUAUGUUUGUUUGGGGAUAUGAUUUGUAUAAUUUGCAAAUCUUCUCUUGCUGCUAGUAGAUUGUUUUUCUCUUCAAUUUGAAGUUCUGUCUAAAAAUAUUCUCUUGUGUGUUCUCCAUUUGUCAACUAAUUGUCUCACUCAUCUAGUGUGUUUCCUUCUAGACUUCUGUAAUAUUCUACCAUCUGGAUAACUGCUGCUUCUCUUCUCAGAUUUUGGGGCUCAGUAUUGUUAUUUGAGUUUCAAAUUCUAAAGGCAACUAAGAUCCAUGUUUAUAUUAAUGGGCUUGCCAUUGAGGAGACUGUUCUAUGCAACCGUUUCGUCCCAGCUUCUUCGUGAACUAUUCACGGUGUAGAAACCCACUGUACAAAACCCUAUUAGAGGGCGUCUGAUGCUUCCUCUGGAUGGGCAGGGGGAGAUAGUAAGACGAGCAUACACCAUCCCGACCUCUGAGAAAGUGUACUGCUGAUAUUGUGAGAGCAACAUCACCUACCAACCGGAUGUCCUUAGGUUGAGAUGGCCCCAUAAGGCUAGUUGGUUGAGUUAAGUUUUGGGUGGGGUCUGUCCUAGCAGAAGGAGAUCUCCAACAUGCCACUGCAUGGACUUUGUCGGGGGGGGGGGGGGCCGACAUUAAGAGCUUUUUUAGCUCAAAAGCUGGUGGAAGACAUUUCCAAAGGGGGGGGGGGCCGACAUUAAGAGCUUUUUUAGCUCAAAAGCUUGCUGAAGACAUUUCCUAAUGUACAUAUUAAUUGGCUUGCAUUAUUUUCAGCUAUUCAACAACUACAGCAGGCGCAGGAGAUUGAUGGUAAUUCUCGUAGAGUUCAAGAAGCAUUAAACAAAGCACAAAAAUUAGAGAAGCAGUCAAAGAAAAGAGAUUACUACAAAAUAUUAGGUGUAAAAAGGUAACCAAACUAGAGGAGUCAUACAAAUGAGCCCAGUAUAUUUAGUUAACUGUUGCAGUGUUCUAUGAUGUUGUGUGAAUGUCUGUUUAUUUUUAAUAAUGUUAAAGGGAUUAUUAAACUUACAGGAUAUUUUAUUAUUACACAUUUGAUCCGGUAUUACAUACAAUUUUAUGUAUGUGAUUUUUAGUGUUAAAAAAUUUUAUUACAGAACUGCGUCAAAGAAAGAAAUAUUGAAAGCAUACAGAAAACUUGCUGUUAAGUGGCACCCAGACAAACAUGAAGGCCCAGAGAAAGACAAGGCCCAGAAGGUCUUUAUAGAUCUUGCAGCAGCUAAAGAAGUACUCACAGAUCCUGGUAAGUAAUAUCCAUAAUUUUAAUAUAAGCUUGAGAAUCGUUUUUAUUUUUAAACCUUUGGUUAUGGAAUUCUUAUUUAACAAUCGGUUCGCUAGGAAUUUCAUUUCUUAACUUUUUGAGACGGAGCCUUUUUGGUGCAAAGAAGAUGGGGCCGUUUUCACAAGCUGUGCACUUACUUAGCAAAAGAAAAGCUAACUAAUUAAUUUACAAAAAUGAAACUAUAUAUAUUCUUUUAGGGAAUUGAAUAAACUAAUCAAAAUCUUUAAGAAUGAAACUAAAAUCUCAAAAUUUAUGCAAAUGAGAUCCUGAUUUUCAUAAUUUAAGCAUGCAGUUAUUUUUUUCACUUAAAUUAAACAUGUCUUACUUGAAGAAGUUUGUUGAAUACUCUGAUUUUUGAAAACUAAAUAGUACAGAACGCCUUAAACUAUCUAUGGAAGCGGCCAAUAAUAUGCAGAGAUGAGCUAGAAAUCUGAUUAGUUGGUACAAAGACUAGCCAGCCAAUUUUGAGGCAGACAGAUCAAGCCUUUCAUCCUUUUUUUUCAUAAAACUCUGGACUGAUAGAUCGGCCCAGCGGUCUCAAGACUGUUACUUAAGUAUUAUCUUGUUAGUGUAAAAAAACUCAUUCUAGUACCGGUAAUGGAAAAAUGGUUGCUGUUGUUAACCUAAUUGUAAUUUUCUUUAACUCUAUUCCAGAGAAGAGACAAAGGUUCGAUCAGGGUGAAGACCCUCUUGACCCAGAAGAACAACAUGGACAAGGAAAUCCAUUUUUCCAUCAAGGUUUUAAUCCAUUCGGAUCAGGGGGUUUCACAUUUAAAUUUAACUUCAAUUGAUGAUAGAUACUCUUAGGUGCUAUAUUAUGUACAGUUUUUUGUUCCUUCAUUAAUCUCAGUAGCGUUCUCUUUGUAAAGUAACUUAUCUUGGAGUUUAUUUUUAUUUUUUCCAGGUUUUCUGAAUUAUUCAAAGUGCAGUAUGUUUUUGUUUAUCUAUAUUCAUUUUCUGAAGAAAAUAAAUUAAGUUUCGCUACUGUUUUUUUUUUUUAAAUCUCAAUUUUAUAAUAGUUUAGGAAAAAAAAAUUGAUACAUUUUUUUAUAUUAGAAGUUUAAUUUUGUAUAGUCUAUUUAACAUGCCCUGUUGAUUAAGUGAACAGACUCAGAUUUUGCAUAAAUAUUUAUGUAUUAAAUUGUACAUAAAUUUUUAUAAGCAACUAAUUUAAUACCUUUUGAGGUGAAAAUUCUGCAACUAUUGCAUUUUACAACAAAACAAACAAAAAAAUAUUUUUCUAGAUGAGUAUUCCAAUUAGCCUUUGUGUUAGAAAGAGCUCCCAGUUGUAAGAAUUUAUUUUUUGUGCACCCAUUAACCACUGAUGAUACUGACAUAUUCUUCCCAUUCAAACUAAAUUUCUAAUUACAGCUUUUGUGAUUUCAUUGUAGACACAACACUUUUUAUUUUGCACACUUUGUGUUCAUAGUUGGUUUCCACAAUUAAACAAGUAUGGAACAAAUAACACUAUCAUAAAAUAAUAGAAUCUUCUUGUCAGAUAUAACAGGUCAUACGUUGUUAAUGUAUUAUUGUGCAGAAAUAUAUCAAAUUUUUCAAAAGAACGAAUUGUCUGUUUCGUGGUCAAAUACUGGAGAGAGAAAAAUUUUAUUCAUUUUUUUUAAGGUUGCAAAACCUGGGUCUGUAUCAUUGACAUGUUGCCCCUAACUUAACAUAAUGCUGAUUUGAAUUUAAGUAUGGUGUGAGUGUGGACCGGAUGAUAACAGGCUGUGGUUACAUGCACAAGAUGAUUGAGAGUUUGCAAUGAACUUUUCACUGUGUGAAGAAAAAGAAAGCAUUGUGAGAGAGUGUUGGUUGCAUGACUGUCCUUUUAUUUAUUUAGUCAAAGAUUGAAUUUGUGUUUGCUCUGUAGCCAGUGAGUUUUAAAACAGUUGCUGUAGGAGCUGAUUGAAUAUUUUUUAAAAUCAUUAUGAGUUUUAGAAUAAUAGCACGCAACUGUACGAGUCUCUGUGCCAUGAAAUAAUCAUUGAAUCAAGUCAUCAAAAGCAGAUAGUUUCUUGAUUUGAUAUAUGUUAGGCCAGGGUUCAUAGCAGAUUAUUCUGAUAGCGUAAAGAUUGUAAUCCUUAAAAUAAUGUCUACUUCAUCAUACUUUCCUGUACUCUGUCGCGAUCAUUUGACUUACUUAAACUACUUAAAAGAAUAUGUGAGAGCCUUUGGUUUAAUUUCAUGAUAUUGUGAUGACUUUUUCAAUAGUUCUUUAUGAAUGAGUUGUGAUCAAGUAAAUAAUUAUCUGCUGCAAUUUUUUGUGCUCUAAGUUUUGUUAGCUUUCAACCUAUCUAUACCUGAAAUUUCUUAGUUGUAUCUAAUGUAUUUCCCCAACAAGAUAUGUAUAAGUUUUAUUUGGGAAAGCAAGAUAUUUUGUUGUGUAAAUCUAAAUCUUAAUGAAAAGUGAAUGUGUUGUUUUAAAUCUUAUGGUACAAGUCAAUAUAAACAUUUCUACUGGAUUAUGCAAUAAACAUGUUGGUCUACAGUUUGUGUUGAAAUAAUUUUUAAUUAUUUAUAAUUGAAUCAAUUAUGGUGCAGAUUGCUGUGCUUCUACAUCUAAUGAAGACUUCCUCAAUAGAAGGGCUUCUCACUUGUAAAUAUCAACAGCAACUGUACAUUUCAUAAAUUACAUUAAAUUUGGACUGGAGGUUCUCAUGUUUAUUCAUAUAUUUUUAUAUUUUAAUUAAAUAUGAGUGUUAUCACGAAAUACAGGCACCAGCGGUUUAAAAAGUUAAGAUUUUUGUAAGGGGCUAAUUAAUUCUUAAAAUUGUACAAUUAUUGAGCAUA